UGAGGCGUGAGAUUAUUCUGUGGACGUUGCUGCGUUUAAGGGAUUUUGUACUUUCUGUUCAUUCUUUGGUGUGGAAUAAUCAUUCUUGAAAUAUUUUUUUCUGAUAUGAUUGUUUGUAAAUUUAAAAGGCAACGGUUCUUUAACCGUGGAAUUAAGACUGGCUCUACUGUCAAGCGGUUGACCACAAUACGAAAGCAGGGACAGGAACCUGCGCCGUUUUUUCCUUUAACGGGAAAACCAAAACUAUUAUAGUUGGAUUUUCAAUUCGCACAUUUAUCGUAACCAGGUUGUAAAGUAAUCCGGAAAUCAAGAUACAUUAGCUAAAUCAUGACUGAAACAUAACGAAGCAUCGUUUUAAUAGCAAGAAAAGAAAAUGUGAACCCCAAGCUGGAGUAAACUGGAUAAUAAUGACGGGUUCUCCGGCUUCAACAGGCUCGUAGCGAACUCUGAAGAAAACUUUACUCGAUUUUUCUCGUUGCCUUGUCGUAUCCCUUUUUUGGAUCCAGCAGUACGACAUUACUUGAUCUGCCAUAAAGAAAUUGAGCAGUUAUGGGGGAAUGCGGGGAGGACGUAAAUGCUAAUCUUAUAUCCCAUUCAACGGGAGACCACCAACUGGACAAAGCAAUCUGGCAGUGGAUGACUUGGGAUAAGAAUCCAAACACAAGGGCCCAGAUCGAAAGCCUGGUGAAGGACGGCAAAGUUAAGGAGCUUCGUGAAAGACUAUGCCACAGAAUGACCUUUGGGACUGCAGGCUUGCGCUCAGCCAUGGGGGCUGGUUUCUCCCUUAUCAAUGAUCUGACAAUCAUCCAGUCUACACAGGGUAUCUAUCGCUACUUGGAAAGAUGCUUUCCUGACCUGAAAAAGAGGAGCUUUGUGAUAGGAUAUGAUACACGUGGACAUGCCUCCACCAACUGCAGUAGUGAAAGGCUUGCAAAACUUACUGCUGCAGUGUUUCUCAGUAAAAAAGUUCCAGUCUACCUGUUCUCUUCUUAUGUGCCUACGCCAUUUGUGCCCUAUGCCGUGAAGAAACUCAGGGCUAUUGGUGGUGUAAUGAUCACUGCAUCCCAUAAUCCUAAAGAGGAUAAUGGGUACAAGGUAUACUGGGAAAAUGGAGCUCAAAUAACAGCCCCUCAUGACAAAGAAAUUCUAAAAUAUAUAGAAGAAAAUGUGGAACCAUGGAGUGAAUCAUGGCAUGAAAGUUUACCAGAUUACUGUAGUCUGGCAAAAGAUCCAUUUGAUGACAUCUGCAAAAGCUACAUGGAAGAUUUAAAGAAAAUUUGCUUUCAUAGAGAUCUGAACACAGUUACAAAAUUGAAAUUUGUACACACUGCUUUUCAUGGAGUUGGGCACAAUUAUGUGCAGCAGGCGUUCAGAGCUUUUGGAUUUCCUUUUCCAAUUCCAGUUCCAGAGCAGAAGGAUCCAGACCCUGAGUUCUCUACAGUCAAGUGCCCCAAUCCUGAGGAAGGUGAAUGUGUUUUGGGCCUUUCACUUAGAUUAGCUGAGGAAGAGGGAGCUCGGGUAGUACUGGCAACCGACCCUGAUGCUGAUCGCCUGGCAGUGGCAGAGCAGCUGGAGAAUGGGACCUGGAAAGUUUUUACUGGAAAUGAACUGGCAGCUCUGCUUGGCUGGUGGAUGCUACUGUGUUGGAGAGAAGCAAAUGCAGAAAAAAAAAAUAUCAAGAAGGUUUACAUGUUGGCAACCACAGUCUCUUCAAAGAUUUUGCAUACAAUGGCUCAGAAAGAAGGCUUUCAGUUUGAGGAAACUUUACCAGGUUUUAAGUGGAUAGGAAAUCGUAUCAUACAGCUGUUAGACAAUGGGAUGGAAAUUCUGUUUGCAUUUGAGGAAUCCAUAGGUUUCAUGUGUGGAACGUCCGUCUUGGACAAAGAUGGUGUGAGUGCUGCAGUUGUGGUGGCUGAAAUGGCAACAUAUUUAGAAACCAAAAACCUCACACUUAACCAGCAGCUUGAACAAGUAUAUACAACCUAUGGAUUCCACAUUACCAAAACAUCUUACUUGAUUUGCUAUGACCAAGCAAUCAUCAAAAAUAUAUUUGAACGUAUUCGUAAACUUGGUGAUGACCAGGGAUAUCCAAAGUUCUGUGGUAAACAUAACAUUGUAAAUAUUCGGGAUGUGACAACAGGAUAUGACAGCAGUCAGCAAGAUAAAAAAUCUGUUCUUCCUGUAACCAAAAAUAGUCAGAUGAUCACCUUUACUUUCCAGAAUGGAUGUGUUGCAACUUUGAGAACAAGUGGCACAGAGCCUAAGAUUAAGUAUUAUGCAGAAUUCUGUGCUCUGCCUGGACAAAGGGACUUCACACUUCUGAACAAAGAAUUGCAGAAUCUAAUUGAUGUCCUAGUUGAAUACUUUCUGGAGCCAGAUAAGAACAGAUUGAAGAGACGUUCACUUUAAGGGUGCUAAAUGUAUAUUGUUGUGUAGAAAUAAUAAAUCUAGUUGUACAAUCUAUAUAACCUGUACCAGCAUUCCAGGUCAUGAAACAGUAGAACAAGUAUGCCAGGAAAAUCUGCUUCAUUCAGUCUUGUUAGGAGUUUUGCCCAAGUAUAUAUUUUUCCGCAUAAAAGAUGGUCUUUUCCAUUGAUUGAGAUUUUCAUUUCCUAGUGUUAGAGUUCAGAUUAUAAAUAUCAAUAUUUCAUAGUCAAAAUGUAAUUUCUUGUUAACUUAACAAGCUUAAAAUUUCCUUAGGACAAUAUCUUUGGAAAGCAUGCUUUGAAUUUUUUAGUUUAAACUAGUAUUCAUAUUAUAGAUGGCUGUAAUGAAUAAAUUUAGAGCAUAAAUAAUUUGUGUUCCUUUAUACAGUGUAUUUUAAAUAGAAUAAUAUUUGAACAAAGUAUAAUUUGAGGAAACAUAAAAUGAGCUUGAUUUUCAGUAAAGCAGCAAGUGUUUUUUCUGUGUAUAAAGUGCACAGCAAGACUAUCAAAUUACCACUAUUUAAAAUAUUAAUAUUUAUAAUGUAAUAAGGUUUUCUUUGUUUACUGACAAAUUUGUCAGCUUUAACUCUGUGCCUUCAGAAAAAUUGAAUUUACUUAUUCUAAGGCAUUUCCUUAUGUAGGAGAUAGAUAAUUUAACCAAAAACUCUGUCAUUCCAAAUAUUAAGUAAUCUGUGAAUACAUUUUUGAAAAAUGUGGAUAAUAUUAUAAAAAUUAGUUUAGAAUAUAGUUUCAUGGGUUCUCCAGUGCAUUACUGAUAGCUGUUAAUCAAGAACUGCAAUAAAUUAAGCAUUUUUUCAUGACUUAGUGUCAGUAAAAAUCAGUAAAAUCCACCUGUACAUCUUGGUAAGCAGAAAAUGGAGCUGCAGUUAUUUAUCUAUUUAAUUGUGAUAUAUUUUCUGUUGUAUUCAGAUUUUUUAGUUUUACCUUCAUAGUUUAAUUAGGUUUUUAUUAAACAGUGUAUAUGUUAAGUAAUUUACUCUUAGAGUAUCCAUACUUUUAACAUGAGCUAUUAAAAUAAAGAUGAGGUUAAAUUACCUAAUUUAAAAAAAAAAAAAAAGGUUUAGGUGAUGAAAGGUUCUAGCAGAGAAAGAUUUCAUUAUAAACCUUGUCCCAUAAUGACAUUUUUAAAACAUUUGUGUUGCAUUUUCAGCAAUUUAUAAUGUAGCAAGUUUUUGUUAUAUGCAUUUAUAACUUUAAGAAGGGGGGAGACAGUCUUACAAGCUUGAAUGUAAAUCAGGUGUUACUAUUGUUCAUGAAGAGUGGUCUUGUAUUUGUGCAAAAAGAGUUACUGAAAGGUCUUAAAGGAAUAUCUUUUCUCAAGGAUCUUUGCUAGUGUGUUGCUGUUUAUACAAUGGCAUUUUGCAAUUGAGAAAUUCAAAUCUACUUGAAUUGUAUAAAUGAGAAGGAAGUGUUUAUUUUUUUAUUGCUGUGUUGGCAUUUCUGAUAGAGCUUACGUCGUCUUACCACUGUGACCUAAUCUGGCGUUAAUGCUCCAGAUUUAUUAAAAGUUUUUUCUUUAACAUAUAAGUUGAUGAUGAUGAUCUGUGUUAAUACUUCUAUUUGCACUCGUGGUUCUUCUAGGAAGCACUGAUGAUGUUUACUUCAAACAGAAUUUUCUCUGCUGAGCUACAAAUUCAUGUUGUUCUCCUAUAGUCUAAGGCAUAUUAACAACAAUAUUCUCUUACAGUCACUUCUGAUAAAAUGUUAAGUCUGUUCUACACUCAGAAGAGUUGCACACAUAAAUAACAGUUUUGUGAGGAAGAACAAUUACUGAAAUAAUUGUAUAUUGCCUACUGUGAGUCAAGAAAUAAAUAAGGUUAGUAAGGUUAGUGGCCAUUAAAUAGAUAUUUUCUUUAAUACUGGCAUCUUGCAAUAUUUUUUUUUUCUUUUUAGUAAAUUUUAAUUUUGACAUUUAAUGUGUCUUAUAGGUUACUUUUAAUAGAAUAAAAAAGGAUACUAUGCCCCAGUCUUUCACAUGGUGCAUGUAUUUGACGUAGACAUUGCCUUUUGAUUUCUGGUUCAAUAGUAUAAUUUUGGUUUGUCCAUGCAUUGAUGUAUGCAUACUACCUUGUUAAUAGAGAGCUGGUCUGUUUGCAGUUAAAUGGUUUAUUGAGACAUAUAGGACACUUAAUUUAAUUUUUUUUAUUAUUAAUAUAUAUUUUUGCACUAUAUUGAGUAAAAUACAGAACAGAUAAAGAGAAUACAAAUUGAUCUGCAAAGCACACAAACAUUUAAGAGUGAUAAGCUAUUUUUAUAUGUGUAUUUUUUUAUUUACUGAAUUUAGAAGUAAAAUCCCCACAAAAACUGUUCUUUAAUACAUCCUGUGUUUAGACUGCUGUGAUGUUGUUGUUGUGUUAUUUUUAAGUACAUACCAAAUGGUCAUAUUGAUUGUAAAAAGCCAUACAUUUACAGUGCAUUAUACCUCUUGUAGUCUUUAAUAAUUUUUUUUUUUUUAAUUUUGGAUCAGCUAUAAGUUGGUGUCAGUUUACUGGACUUGUUGAUUGAUUGAUACAAAGCCCUGUAUCCAAAGCCAUGAUGUGUUGGGGUUUUUUUCUUCUUUAUUAUGCCUUCAGAAUAUUUUCAUUGUUCAAAUAAUUUGUCAAAAUGGAUGUAAAGAUAAUUCAAUAAAGUUUAUUAAUGAAUUAAAAUGAAAUGUAAAACAUAGAGGGAAGUCAGUACUACUUUAUAGCUUUCAAACAAUAUGAGGAUUGUAUCUAUAGUUAUUAGCAUAUUGCAGCUGUUAAAUGCCUGACAGUAUUGAAAUUAACAGCAUCAUAACUAGUAGGUUACAAUAAUCGUGUCAAACCAGGAUGAAAAUUGAUAUCACAUGUCUGAGUUGUAUUCAUAAUUGAGUACAAGUUAAUGGCUAAUAGGCACAUGUCAUUUCAACAAUAUGGAGUGUCUUGCUAAUUUCAGUAUGUUCAUAGCUUUGACUCUUAUUUAUUCAAUCGGCCGAUAUAAACGAGUAAUUUAGAAAUAUUUUUUCUGUGACAUUUUAAGAAGAUGAAUAGUUUUUUUUUGUUUUUUUCUCUCUCUCUCUCUCAGAAUACUGGAAGCACUUCCAGUAUCAAGAACAUGUGUGUCAUUUCUUAGAACUCACUAGUUGAGUGUUCACUACCAGCAUUUACUUUUGUGUUUUAGGCUUUGUUGUCUUGAUAGUUUUAAGACUUCUAAAUAAAUACAUAAAUGUUGUAAGGCUUGUUUAGUUUACAUUAAGAAAUAUUAAUUUUUAAAUAGUAGUAUUGCUCAAUAUACAAAAUCUUCUAGGCUUAAAAUUUAUAAAUCAUUGUGUUAAAGUAACUCUCGGUGAAAACAAUAGAAAAACCCAUGAUAAAUAUGAAAAAUGAAUAUCCAAAUGCUAUUUAAACAUCAUACUAUUGGCUUACGUGAUCAUCACUCGUAAAUGCUGCUAAGAAAUUUCAUAUAUUUAAAAAAAAAAAAAAUCAACAGCUGCUAUGUUUUGCACUUUGUGAUGCUUAAUUAAGCACAAUUCCACACAAAGAGGCUGAUUUUUGCUUUAAAAUUACCACUUUGAUAAUGUAAAGAUUGUCUGUUACGUCUUAUUAUAAAAGUUCUUUGUUGUGCAGUUUUGUUGUACAAAAGAAUAAAAUUAAUUAUAUGAUUGAAUUUCAUUUAAGUUUUAGGUGCAGUGUCUUUGUGUUUUUAUUAUUUUUAUGUAGACAAAGGCAUUUUUUUCUUUUUGAGGAGGAAAUUGUUCUGAUUUUUAAUUUUGGAACUCAUACCCUAAUAUAGUGUUUAAGUUUUAUUUUAUUUUAUUUUUUUAAUUACAACCUAAUCUUGCCCUUAGUGUCUUUGACACCCGGUUCCUGACUACCGACAGAUUAGGUGCUCCCCUUUGGAGAAGUGCUGUCAUCAGUCUCAACAGUUAACAGUUUGGGGGGGAUAAAACCUCUUUUUUAAGAAUUACGGCCGACAGUGAUAGUGCAGCAAUGUCGAUUGCUUAAACUGACUGUGAUGACCCAUUGCAAGACACUUAGCAAACCAUAUGUGACCCUUUCCCAUUAAAUACAACAGUGAGUCAUGACCCAUUGCAACCUAAAAUUGGUGGCUAUCCUUAAGAAACUAAACCCUGAUAUAUACCAAUUUAUUCAGCUGCCUUUAUUGUGCAGUAAAUUUUGUUCAUUGGCAUUCUUUUGUCUUUCACCCAGAAAACUCUUUGCCUGGACUUAUUUUGCACUUUUCAGGUAUUAAGUGGCCUAGAUAAUAUUUCUCUUCUGCCGAAUUAACAAUGCUUUAAUAUUCAUGUCUGCAAAAGCUUUAUAUCCCUAUUUAUAUUUGCCAAUUUAAAUGGCUAAAAUUUAGAAGGGAAAAAAGUUGAAAACUGUGAUGUAAGGGAAAAUAUAUAGGUAUGCGUUUUACAUUUUCCCAAGAUGCUGUAAGAAGAUUCUACCAGCUGUUUACAUUGCCUAUUUAUAAUUCAUUCAAUAAUAAGCAAGUUUCAAUAUUAAACCAGACUUGCAAUUUUAUAUGUUGUACGAAAGGCACAUAAACUUUCAUAAAUGUAUAUUGUCCAUUUAUUUGAAGACAAAGUAGUUUUCCUAAAAAUAAUAUGAUAUUACAAGGGAAAAGAAACCUAAUGAUUGGUUUUAUUGAUUAUUUUUCUGUUCCAUCUCCAGCUGGUUGUCUUUGUGUGUAUAACUUUACAGAAAUACAUUUUCAGGGAGAAAGGAAUCCAAAGAUAUCUUGUUAAACUUACUGAACUCCGCAUUAUUUAUAGGCCUAUCCUAAAAUGAUGAGACCUGGCUGGAUGUCUUUUGGUUAUUUUUAAGAUGUACUGAGUAUCUUCUGUUUUCCCUAAUUAGAUACUGUAUCUACCAAAAGCAAGAAUUUUAGGGAGAAUUGAUACAUUAGAAUCCUAAAGUAAAUGUGUACAAAUAAAUUGUUACCUAUUAUUUCACAUUUUUCUGAAACUCUAAUUUGAAGUGUUCCAGGAAUUCCAUUGUUUAAGCUUUUAGUGGUGCAGUCUUAUUUAAAAUUAAAGCAAGUGUAAUUGACUGAGAGUUAUUAUUGAAAUGUGCACUUUUCUCAGUUUCUUUUUUUUUGUAUGUGCUUGCAUUUGUGAAAUAAAGUUUGUUUUGUUCAUGAA
Molecule: messenger RNA, 7554 nt
Organism: Erpetoichthys calabaricus (reedfish)
Lineage: Eukaryota; Metazoa; Chordata; Cladistia; Polypteriformes; Polypteridae
Gene: pgm2l1
Product: phosphoglucomutase 2-like 1
Exons: 14
Coding region: 550-2409 (619 amino acids)
Biological process (GO): carbohydrate metabolic process
Molecular function (GO): intramolecular phosphotransferase activity; magnesium ion binding; glucose-1,6-bisphosphate synthase activity
Source: RefSeq, a predicted model, not a curated record